Limanda limanda (common dab) is the source of this 459-nucleotide messenger RNA. Its product is annotated as cystatin-B-like. Gene Ontology annotation, cellular component: cytosol. The record is from RefSeq and is a predicted model, not a curated record. Gene Ontology annotation, molecular function: cysteine-type endopeptidase inhibitor activity. The transcript has 4 exons. The coding region runs from base 1 to 459 and encodes 152 amino acids. Lineage: Eukaryota; Metazoa; Chordata; Actinopteri; Pleuronectiformes; Pleuronectidae.
AUGUCUCGUCCAGGUGGACUCUCUGAGGUUUUCGAAGCAGAUGGAAAGGUCGAGUUUAUCUGUGACUUGAUGAGGACCGAGGUUGAAGCAAGGACAGGGAAGAAGUACGACAUGUUCAAAGCCGAGAUGUACAAGACGCAUGUUGUGGUCGGGACCAACUACUUCAUUAAGGUCUAUGUGGGAGGAGAUGAUCAUGUUCAUCUCAGCGUCUACCAAAAACUGCCAUGUAAUGGAGGAACCCUUGAGCUGACUGAGAUUCAGCAAGGCAAAAGCCACCACGACCCCAUUGAGAUGAAAAUGAAAAGGGAGAUGAAGCACGAGGUUGAAGCAAGGACAGGGAAGAUCUACCCCAUCUUCAAAGCCAAGUUGUACAGGACGCAGGUUGUGGCCGGGAUCAACUACUUGAUUAAGGUAGAAGAAGAAGAACAAGUCCGAGACGAUGAGAUAGACACACCAUAG